ACCGGAAGUCUUGUUGUUGUGUUUGCUAGUAGACUUAACUCACCAAAUCAGCUAUUUUCGGUAGCUGCGAUUGGCCUUAUUGUGGACCGUGAGCGUCGUUUUUUAAAUAGAUAUUCCUCCUGCUGCGGCCAUGGAGCACAGCGAUGCGGGGCGAGGAGGAUGGAAGUCCAAGCCCAUCUUGCCACAGAAAAACAAGAUGAACAUGAAUAUUCUCCGGCAAGAGAAGCUGAUCGCUCAGAAGAAGAAGGAGAUUGAGGCCAAAAUGGCUGAGCAAGCAAAAAUGAAUGUACAGACCCCGAUCAAACCCCUGCCUCAAAGCACCCCCAGUUUUUUAGGAGCUUCUUCAAACAAGUUUGUAAAUGAUGGAAGCUUCUUACAACAGUUCAUCAGGAUGCAGAAGGACAAACCCGGUUCCACCACAGAUGCCAAAACUCCCCCAGCUUCGACUUCACCACCAGCAGGAAAUGCCCCGCAGAAAAAGAGCAUUCUUGUUGGCAAGCGGCCUGGCCUUGGUGUCAGCAGCAUGCUCAGCCAGUUCAAGAACUACUCUCAUUCCAAGAAGAAUCCGGUUCUCGGCCAGAGGCCGAGUGUGUUCUGUUCUCCAGAUGAGGAAGAUGAGGACGAAGAGGAUGAUUACUCCAAAUUCUUAGAGAUGAAAGUCUCUCCCCCAGUGGAUUCAGACACCAGACUCAUUAUCGACAAGAUGGCCUCUUUUGUGGCGGAGGGAGGAGCUGAGCUGGAGAGAAAAGCCAAGGAGGACUACAAAGACAAUCCCAUUUUCGCAUUUUUGUACGAUAGGAGCACCAUGGAGUAUCUCUACUUCAAAAACAGGGUUGCUGUUUUGAGAAAGGAUUUGCUAAGACAUGAGAAUAAUCAUGUCUCCCCCCCAGUGGACGCGGAAACCCAGCAGAUGGCUGAGAAGCUGGCCAGGUUUGUGGCAGAAAGUGGCCCUGAGGUGGAGGCCAUUGCUGCUGAGCGUAACCGAGACAACCCUGCCUUCAGUUUUUUAUAUGACCACCAAAGUCCAGCCCACCGCUUCUACAAAGAGAAAGUCCAGGAGUAUCGGGCUGCGGCCUCCCAGAGCUCCUCGCCUCCUACAGCCAAACCCUGGAUUGACUUUCAGCGACCAGCUGCUCUACCACCACCAUCAUCGUCAUCAUCGUCGUCGUCAUCAUCAUCAAUAAAGCCUCCAGCACCGAACCCCGCUCCCCUACUCCACGUUCAAGAGACGAACGCUCCGCCCGUCAAACGGAAGAGAAAGAGUAGAUGGGGGUCUGAGGAUGACAAAGUGGAGUUGCACAUUCCUCCCAUCAUCAUUCCUCCGGAGAUCAAUGUUCCAGACCCCAACGCACCCUUUCUCUCUGCCCAGGAUCUGCGAGGUCUUGGUUAUAAGAAGGGGAAGCCUCUCGGUCUGGUGGGAGUGACGGAGCUAUCUGAGGAUCAGAAGAAACAAAUAAAGGAACAACAAGAGAUGCAGGAGAUGUACGACAUGAUCAUGAAGCACAAGCGUGCGAUGGCGGAGAUGCAGGUGAUGUGGGAGAAGGCCAUCAGAGACCAUCAACAUGAAUAUGACAGCGACGAAGAGGUGGACCAGCAGGCAGGCACAUGGGAGCAUCGUCUCCGACACAUGGAAAUGGAGAAGACCCGUGAGUGGGCCGAAUCUCUGACAGAUAUGGGUAAAGGGAAACAUUUUAUCGGGGACUUCCUGCCCCCAGAGGAGCUGGAUAAGUUCAUGGAGACCUUCAAAGCGCUCAAGGAGGGCCGGGACCCAGACUACACAGAAUACAAAGAGUUUAAGUUGACGGUGGAGAAUCUUGGUUUCCGGAUGCUCAUGAAGAUGGGCUGGAAGGAAGGUGAAGGCCUGGGCAGUGACGGACAGGGCAUCAAGGCUCCCGUCAACAAAGGAACUACCGCCAUGAACGGGGCCGGGUUUGGAGUUGACCGCCCAGCAGAGCUCACAAAAAAUGAUGACGAGUAUGAUGCUUUUAGAAAGAGGAUGAUGCUUGCUUACCGCUUCAGGCCCAACCCACUGAAUAAUCCACGGAGACCAUAUUACUGAAGUAGAGGACUGUUUUUGUUCGUACUUGUUCUAGUUUAUCAUAAAUUAAAAACGUUUUUCUUCCACUGGCACAUCCCUGCUCGGUUGUGAAAUGGACUAAGCUGCAGAACAUUUUUAAUUUGUGUGACAUGUAUAAAUAUUACACCAUUCAUUUCAUUUGAGUGAGAGCGAAAGAAAAAUGUUUCUUUAAAUACUUGAUCAGCUGUUUUAUACUGUUUUAAUGUGAUAUCGUAACAACUUAAAACAUAUAGGCUCAGAUUGCGUGACUCCCAGAAUGCUUUGCCUCUGCAGUAUCCGUUAGCAUUUUGUUCUUUUCAGAGCUUGACUUUGCGUUUUUAACUAUACAAGACACUAAAACAGUUCUGUCUUAGUGCACAUUAUUCUGUAUAGUUAGUAAGUAUUUUGUUCUCACUGUGUUGUAAUUGAUUUGGAUUCUGGUCAUUAUGUCCUUCAGUGAUCACAAUAAAUGUCAAAUUACUGAAAUGUG
Molecule: messenger RNA, 2546 nt
Organism: Pungitius pungitius (ninespine stickleback)
Lineage: Eukaryota; Metazoa; Chordata; Actinopteri; Perciformes; Gasterosteidae
Gene: sugp1
Product: SURP and G patch domain containing 1
Exons: 14
Coding region: 131-2059 (642 amino acids)
Biological process (GO): RNA processing
Cellular component (GO): nucleoplasm
Molecular function (GO): RNA binding
Source: RefSeq, a predicted model, not a curated record